UCCAUCAAAUAUGGGCUUUGUCACUUGUGUCAAUUCUCCAAAUACUUGCACCAUUUUUUGAAAAAACACCAGGCGAGUAUUUCUUCAUUUUUUUUAUUUGUCUCUCUUCCGAAAGGUAUAUAAACAGGUGGCCAUAUCAACUAUCACGGUCCUCAAUCAAAGUUGUGAAAAUUGUUAGAAGAAUUUAAUCCCUCCUAUUUCUUUGAAAUUAGGGCGAAUUUCGGUUUCUCUUCCACGAGAAAGAAUCAGGUUGACUCGAUUUGUAGAUGAUUGAGGGGUUGAUUUGGGAACGAUUGUGCUCUUCUGCUGCCUCCGUUCUAUGAAUACUUGAACCAAAUACCUUGUAAGUGAAAAACGUUGAUAUAUGUGGGAAUUUGGGGCGAGAAGAGGUAGUCAAGACAAGAGGUGGGCUACAUGAUUUCGAGUUUUCUGUUUGGUGUUUGGACCUUCGCGAUUGUGGCGAUUUUGGUUUCCCGUUAAGGACCAAUAAAGAUGAUUGAGGGGUCGAUUGAAGCUGAUAAUCCUAUUCCUGUUAUGCCAUCAAUUUAUGACGAUUCCUCGGAGGAGGAUUCUCGACCGUUGAGGAUAAAACGUCGCGUUUCUCCUUUACCGGAGAAAUUACAUGGCAAAGAGAUUGAGCUUGGAGGACCAUUACGGAGGCUGCGACGUCGUGGUGUUUCCUCCUCCAAGAGAUCACGCGUCAAAGAGGAGCAAGAGGAGCAAGAUGGCCAACCACAACCGAAAAUGCAACAUAAUGACGCUUUCUUAGCUGACAAACUAUCUGGCACAGGUCCUUAUACUUUCGUACCCUACCAUGACGUAAUUUACGAGGACGAGGAUCGUGAGGCCAGCCCUCCUUUAGAUGAUGAGGAACUUUUUGACCGCCUUGGACUUGGAUGUCUUCACGUUAAUUUUGAUCGACCACAUAUUCAUCAGAUAGUCGUGCACGCUGAUUAUUGUGAAGAGUCUGGCUGUGUUAAAUUGCUGGAAGCAAUUAAGUGUGGAGAUCGUUUUGUGGCCUGCUCUGCUGAUAGCUGUGUUAUGUUUUAUGCCAAAUUAGACCAUGAAGAGGCUGCCAAGCUGCGUGGUGUUGAUGGAGUCAAUGAUGUGAUUUCGUGCCGGGAUUUAUUCUGUGCAUAUUAGAGGAAUGAGUUUCUCUUCCAACUAGCUUGAGAUUGGCAUAUGGUUUGGAGCUGCAUAGGCUUCGUGGACGCAAAUACAAGAGAAGUUAUCUGAUACUGUUAUUACACUAGAUCUAGCUCUUCUCCUUCCUUUAGAUUCUCUUAUAACUACAUCUGUGUUGGUGGAUUUUUUUAUAAAAAUGAUGUCACUGGAGAAGAAAAUUAUGCAGCUGAACUAUCUCAACCAGACAUCUGUUGAUAUAAAUUUUGAGGUUGCCUAUAUUAA
Molecule: messenger RNA, 1407 nt
Organism: Beta vulgaris subsp. vulgaris (sugar beet)
Lineage: Eukaryota; Viridiplantae; Streptophyta; Magnoliopsida; Caryophyllales; Amaranthaceae
Exons: 13
Coding region: 493-1143 (216 amino acids)
Source: RefSeq, a predicted model, not a curated record